This is a messenger RNA of Pyricularia grisea, 1242 nucleotides long. RefSeq lists its product as uncharacterized. NCBI's taxonomy places the organism in Eukaryota, Fungi, Ascomycota, Sordariomycetes, Magnaporthales, Pyriculariaceae. Gene Ontology annotation, molecular function: oxidoreductase activity, acting on paired donors, with incorporation or reduction of molecular oxygen; monooxygenase activity; iron ion binding. The transcript has 4 exons. Bases 1 to 1242 code for a protein of 413 amino acids. The record is from RefSeq and is a predicted model, not a curated record.
AUGGGUCCCAACAUUGUUGGCUUCAUUGGGGCGAGCGCAUGGAAAGAAAUCUACGGCAUGCACUCCCGGCAUCAGAUGGAAAAGGCUUACGAGUACUACCGUGAGACCCCAGAAGGCCCCAUCAGCCUUUUGAACGCUGGACCUGAGGAGCAUGCAAGACUACGAAAGUGGUUUGCGCCAUUCUUUUCCGACCGGGGAAUGAAGGAGCAGGAAAAAAUGAUCAGCGGUUACGUCGACCUUAUGAUCCGACGGCUAUCUGAGAACUCAGAGGAUGGAACCCGAGCUCUGGAUGUUCGUGACUGGUUCAACUUUUGUACCUUUGACAUACUCGGAGAGCUCGCCUUUUCCAGCUCUUUUGGCUGCCUCGAAUCAGCCAGAUAUCACCCCUGGGUCAAGAUUAUAGCCUUCCAGCAAAAAGAGAUUGAAUGGAUUGGCGAGCUCAAUCGUCAGGGCCUGCGUUUCAUCACAUCCAUAAUAAUGAAGGUUUUAGCAAAAAACAAGUUGGAGUUUAUGGGUUAUACAAUCGAUAAACUGAAUAAUCGCAUAGAGUUGGGCUCACGGCCCGACAUUAUCGAGUCGCUGCUUAACAACAAGGAGGGAAUUAAAAUCGAUAUGGAGCGACUCGUACAGAAUUCCACCCUCCUCAUCGCGGCCGGGUCUGAGACGACAGCCAUACUCCUGACUGCGACUACUUACCUUCUCCUGACGAAUCCUGAGGCUUACGACAAGGUCACCGACGAAGUGCGAAGCUCUUUUUCAGAUCCUUCAGAGAUUAACUUGACGUCGGUUAAUAAGCUUUCAUACAUGCUUGCUUGCUUGGACGAAGCCCUGCGAAUUUUCCCUGUAGUACCGUCAUGGCUUCCUAGAAGGGUGACCAAACACGAAGCUGUGAUUAAUGGCAACGUCAUUCCUCAAGGUACUCUUGUCGCCACUUGGCAAUGGCCAAUGUACCACAGCGAGAAGAACUUCUCCAAGCCACUAGAGUAUCACCCGGAACGCUUCCUUGGUGAUCCUGAAUUUUCCCGAGACAGACUGGACGCUGUGCAGCCCUUUAGUACAGGCCAUGCAGAUUGCAUCGGACGCAACUUGGCAUACUCGGAAAUGCGCCUGAUUCUGGCAAGGAUCCUCUUCAGCUUUGACCUGAAGCUUGCCGAUCAGGACUACAAUUGGAUCAAGGGACAGAAAGUCUAUAUUGUGUGGCAGAAGCCAUCGUUGCCAGUUUUUUUCAAGGCACGUACGUAA